Messenger RNA from Pseudomassariella vexata, 902 nucleotides. RefSeq lists its product as uncharacterized. The coding region runs from base 145 to 582 and encodes 145 amino acids. Lineage: Eukaryota; Fungi; Ascomycota; Sordariomycetes; Amphisphaeriales; Pseudomassariaceae. Gene Ontology annotation, molecular function: structural constituent of ribosome. Gene Ontology annotation, biological process: translation. The transcript is spliced from 2 exons. The record is from RefSeq and is a predicted model, not a curated record. Gene Ontology annotation, cellular component: ribosome.
UUUUGGCAGAUCGAGCUACGAGCACCGUCCACCCUGAUGACGAACGAAUCGCUUGUUGAUCAAAGACAGCUGGAUUGAAGUUCCAACAAUUUCCCUCGAUAAGUGGCUGAAGAGAUCGCCACCCAUAUCUCACCGCUGGAUACAAUGAGGCUAUUCACUCUCUCGUCCUCAGCUCGAGUGGCGCUGUCGCGAGCUUGCGGGUGCAGCAAGGUCGCGCCUGCGAUCUCAAGCAGCCAAGGCGUCGUCGCAAAGAGCUUCUCAUCCCUGCCAUCUCUGCGCCCAACCCUCCAACCACGCUUAAACACCGUCUUUCGGUCAUCUAUAUUAGCCAACCCGGCACCCACAGUCAUCACCAGUCCAGCUGAUUCGGCAACACUCGAUAUAGUCCCAAAGAGCGCGAUCACCUCAAAUCCCGCACUAUUUGGUGUUCAGAUCCGAUGUGGCCCCCGCCCAACAAUGGCGCGCACGAGUCGAUUGGUGCGAAAGCGUAGACAUGGGUUCUUGAGCCGGAUACAAACACGGACAGGGCGCCGAACACUACAAAGGAGGAAGAGCAAGGGGCGGAAAAUGCUGUCCAACUAGUUCGCGCGUGACAGUAUAGAUGCGGCGUGGGGCGUUGCAAGACGGGUGAGCAGCUACGCCGGCAGGUCGUCAAGGGCCACUCAUGGCCGGGCCCUUGAUACCUUUUCCGAUGACGCUACUUUAUGUAUAAUAUGCUAUGGGUUGGCCCGGGUUAUAGAACAGGCAAACCAUAUUAUAGAUUGGGAAGGAGAUACGACUCUAUUUCACCACGGUGUAUCAUAGCAGGAAGGCCUCAACCCCACCGUGAAAUCAAACUGGCCAAAAAAUUACUGGAACAUCUUAUGAGUUUGAGAAUUGCAGGUAUGAAGCAAGAUCGGCUG